AGGGGCAUCCGGGUUGGUUGGGGACGCUUUCUGUCUGAGAGAUCGGUUAGCUCUGUGAUCUUUUCCUCCACCUCUGGGUACCGUUUUGGGCUCCCUCGACAGCUCUGUGCUCUGCUUCUCCACCUGUGCUGUGCUCACACACUGAAUGGCUGCCUGUAGAGAGGGAGAGGACCGAACGCUUCUGCACUACUCCAUUGAAACACUUUCCAACGGAAUAUAGCGAGGGGGGUGAGUUUUACCAGGGUUCACCGGGGUCAGAAAGGACACGGGAAGUCGUCGAGGUGUUUGCGGCGGCUAGCUGUUGUGAAGUGGCUCUUCUUCGGGGAGGAAUUGAGAGCGGUACCGUACCCGGUAGUGCUGGGCUAGAGCGUUAUGGCUCAGACGCUACAGAUGGCGAUCCCUAACUUUGGCAACAACGUGUUGGAGUGUCUCAAUGAGCAGCGUCUCCAGGGGCUCUACUGCGACGUCUCCGUGGUUGUCAAGGGACACGCCUUCAAGGCGCACCGGGCGGUCCUGGCGGCCAGUAGCUCCUACUUCCGGGACCUGUUCAACGCUGGGGGGAAGAGCAGUGUGGUGGAGCUCCCCCCGGCCGUCCAGCCCCAGAGCUUCCAGCAGAUCCUGGCCUUCUGCUACACAGGCCGCCUCAGCAUGAACGUAGGGGACCAGUUCCUCCUCAUGUACACCGCAGGCUUCCUGCAGAUCCAGCAGAUCAUGGAGAAGGGCACCGAGUUCUUCCUCAAGGUCUCCUCCCCUAGCUGUGACUCCCAGGGUCUUCAUGCAGAAGAGACUCCGCCCUCCGAGCCCCAGAGCCCUGUCACUCAAACCACAGGGGGGAGGGCCUGCCUGACACCCCUCCCCCUGGUGUCGAGGGUGAAGACUGAGCAGAGCGGGAACUCGGUGGUGUGCAGCCCUGUCGCCAAGCGCCUGUGGGAGGGGGGCAACCGCGGUGACGGGGGAGGGGGGUCGGGAGGAGGAGGGGGGUCCAGGAAAGCCGCCCGCUACUCUUCCUCCUCCGCCUCCUCAAACAACUGCAACUCCCAAGAUGCAACGGGCAGAAACGUUGUUAACCACAGUAACCAUAACAACAACAACAGUAACCAUAACAGCAGCAGCGUGGGGACGCCGGACGGAACGAGUCCGGGGACGCUGAGCAUGUACACCAGCGACUCGCCCCUUAGUUACCACGAUGACGAGGAGGAAGAGGAAGUGACCGACGACAGCGCUGAAGAGCAGUACAGGCAGAUCUGUAACAUGUACACAAUGUACAGUAUGCUCAAUGUGGGCGCCACAGUAGCGGGCGAGCGCGUGGAGUCCCUACCGGAGCACCUCACGGCCGAGACCCGGGCGGCAGGGGUGAGGCUACGCCAGGAUCUGGCUUCGCUACCUGCCGAACUCAUCAACCAGAUAGGUAACCGGUGCCACCCACGGCUGUACGAGGAGGGGGACCCUGCAGAGAGGCUGGAGCUGGUGACGGGUACCUCCGUGUUCAUCUCCCGCGCCCAACUCAUGAACUGUCACGUCAGCGCCGGCACGCGGCACAAGGUCCUACUGAGGAGGCUGCUGGCCUCUUUCUUCGACAGGAGUACUCUAGCGAACAGCUGUGGGACGGGGAUCCGCUCUUCUACAAACGACCCCAGCCGCAAGCCCCUGGACAGCAGAGUACUGCACGCCGUCAAGUUUUACUGCCAAAACUUUGCGCCGAGCUUCAAGGAGAGCGAGAUGAACGCCAUCGCGGCUGACAUGUGCACUAAUGCCCGCCGGGUCGUCAGGAAGUCCUGGAUCCCGAAGCUCAAGCUCCUCAUGGCCGAGGGUGACGCCUACUCCGCUUUCCUCCAAUCAGACGCCAUCAAGAUGGAGGCCGACGCCCUGGGGGCGGAGCAUGGGUUCGACCCCAACUCCCUGGCAGAAGAGGCGGCGGCAGCAGCCAAUAGCGAUGCGGGACCUUCUUCGGGGGAGGGGUUACAAGGCGUUGUGGGCGGAGACGGCAGCACUUUGUUUUAAAGUGAGUGGGCUUAUUGUGAUCUUAUUGGUCGAUGGUCUUUGAUCAUUGCUCCCGGAGAUACUUCCUCCCCCAGUUUUAGGUUGUUUUUUAAUGUCACUUUUCCAUAUUUUAAUCUCUUCCCUCAAUACUUGGAAUUUCAUUUAUUAUAUCCAUCUGUUACAUCCCUUGUUCUCUCUCUCUCGCCGUCCCAGACCCAUGUACAUAGUGUCUGCCCCCUUUUGGGCGGGAGAGAGAUGGAGGGAUAGAGGUGUAGAAAGAAAGAGGUUUGUCAUGUAAGGGGGGGGUUAACCUAGAAAUAUUCCCUGAUCCCAUUGUAGAAUCUUUUCUUGUUUUAAUGUUUGUUUUCUGGUUGGCGAAGGUCCUUUCUCCUUUCCAUAUCGCUGAAACACAUUCCCUAGGAGGGGGGGCCUUUUGGGUUGGAUGGGG
Oncorhynchus gorbuscha (pink salmon) is the source of this 2428-nucleotide messenger RNA. Its product is annotated as nucleus accumbens-associated protein 1-like. The record is from RefSeq and is a predicted model, not a curated record. Lineage: Eukaryota; Metazoa; Chordata; Actinopteri; Salmoniformes; Salmonidae. Gene Ontology annotation, molecular function: protein binding; DNA-binding transcription factor activity, RNA polymerase II-specific; RNA polymerase II cis-regulatory region sequence-specific DNA binding. Gene Ontology annotation, biological process: regulation of transcription by RNA polymerase II.